Molecule: messenger RNA, 1936 nt
Organism: Linum tenue
Lineage: Eukaryota; Viridiplantae; Streptophyta; Magnoliopsida; Malpighiales; Linaceae
Source: the annotation of a GenBank genome assembly
CUCUAUCUGUCUCUGUCUCCGAAAGCCUCCGUGUCAAACUCGCGUUUUUCCUUAAAACAGCACUAUAACAGCGACGAAAGCACGACAAAGCUUUCGAAUAUCUCUCUCUCUCUCUCUCUCUCUAAGCUCCCCCUCUGCUGCAUUUCAUUUCAAUUUCCCCCAAUUCUGUGAUUAAACCCAAAUAUCUGCUAGAAGCCUCCGUCGUUUGAUCCUCUCCCUGAUCCUGAUCUUGUUCUACCGCCAAUCUCUGAUUUCCCCCUUCCCUGAUCGGAGUUGCGGAAGUGGGUUUUGUUGGGUUUCCUUACUAUUUAUCUGGGUUCUUUCUUUAAUUGGUUGAAAUUUCCGGGAGGAGUUGGAAAAGAGGAAGAAAAUAUAAAGAGAAGUUUCUGGGUUACGUGUGUUUGUUGAGGGGAGAGCAAGCGAUGUUGACCUUGUGGAACUAGAAUGGAACUAGUGGUUACGCACCAACAGCAUCGAAGGCAACCGGAAGAGCAAGGUAAUAAUAACCUAUAGCACUAGCACCAGUAGGAGAAGAGGAAGUAAAAUCACGAUGACGCUUUACAUUGGCCGGGAAGCUUCAAAGAAGCUAUGGAAGAGAGUUUGUGCAGAGACAAGUACAGAGAUCAAUCUUCUAGCGGAGAACUGGAGAUAUAUUCUUGCAGGCUUGAUUUGUCAGUACAUUCAUGGUUUGGCUGCGAAGGGGGUUCAUUAUUUCCACCGACCAGGACCGAUAUUGCAAGAUGUUGGAUUUUACCUACUUCCGGAGCUUGGCCAAGAUAAAGGGCACAUUAGUGAGAUGCUGUUCACCUGUGUCUUUCUAUCAUUUAUUUUGUGGACAUUCCAUCCUUUCAUCUUCAAGGUCAAGAAGAUAUACACAGUCCUAUUGUGGUGCAGGGUUCUAGCAUUUCUAUCUGCCUCUCAAUUUCUUCGGGUCAUCACGUUCUACUCCACGCAACUUCCUGGUCCAAAUUAUCAUUGUCGCGAGGGUUCAAAACUUGCCAGAUUACCACGUCCUCAGAGUGUACUUGAAGUUCUCCUGAUUAACUUUCCUAAGGGCGUCAUGUUUGGUUGUGGUGAUUUGAUCUUCUCAUCGCACAUGAUCUUCACAUUGGUAUUUGUCCUUAGCUAUCAGAAGUAUGGAUCCCAUAGAUGGAUAAAGAACUUAGGUUGGCUUGUUGCCGUGGUUCAGAGCCUUCUGAUCAUUGCAUCCCGGAAGCACUACACAGUUGAUGUUGUGGUUGCAUGGUACACUGUUAAUUUGGUGGUAUUCUUUGUGGACAAGAAAUUACCUGAACUCCCUGAUCGGAGCGGUGGAGCUGCAACCUUGUUGCUACCUUUGACUACCAAAGACAAGGAUGAAAAGUCCAAAGAAGAGAAUCACAAGCUAUUGAAUGGAAACUCAGUUGACGAUUGGCGGCUGAGAAGCCAAGUGAAUGGCAAGAUCAUGGAAGAUACGAAUGGCAUCCCUCCUAAUACGAAUGCCAUGAACGGUGCGUAGACAUAUGACAGUGCAAUGAACGAAGCUCUUCUGCCACUCGAGAAACUGCUCUGCCGCGGAAUGGACUACUAUGGCUUGGCUCACUUUACUCUAGAGAAAGAAGAAUAUGAGUAGGCUCAUGUAACUUGAUGCUUUAGCAGUUGGUCCUUCCUCUCUUGUUGUGUGGUACUGACAAAAUCCAGCAACACUUAAUUAGUAGCAAUAUCAUCAAUGGUUUCCUUUGUGUAAUGAAAAAUUUUCGGGAAGCUCCUGUUGUUUCUUCUUUAACUGUGAUUCUUUUCUUUUAUUUAUUGAUUUUAUCAUUAUUGAACAGUGAAAGAUACUUCUCUUUGGCGAAUUGAAGGCAGAAGUUAUGAUGGAAGUAAAAAGCCAACAAACAAGGAGUUGAGAUUUUGUUUAUGUUAAGAAGAUGUUAACAGUUGUGUUCGGUUCGGUUGG